CUGACGUCACUGCGCAUGCCUGCCUGUGACCGGACGCUCGGCAAUGACGUCAGGCCCCUGCGGGACGGCGCUCUCCGGAGCGCCAUGCUGGGCGCGGCAGGCGCGGGGCUCGUGCGGGGCCUGCGGACAGGGACGCAGGUUUGGCUGUGGAGCUCGCGCGGCCGCUCCCUCACCUUGCCGCACGCGGCCCGUGGGCUCCACGCGAGAGACUGGCGGCCCUCAGCCGGGCGGGGGCCGCUCGGGCGGCGGCCGAGCCUGCCUGCGGCAGCGAUCGUGAACUCGGCGCCCCGCCCUCUGCAGCCCUACCUGCGCCUCAUGCGGUUGGACAAGCCCAUAGGAACCUGGCUACUGUAUCUGCCAUGUACUUGGAGCAUUGGUCUGGCAGCUGAACCAGGUUGUUUUCCAGAUUGGUACAUGUUAUCCCUCUUUGGCACUGGAGCUGUUCUGAUGCGUGGAGCAGGCUGUACUAUUAAUGACAUGUGGGACCAGGACUACGAUAAAAAGUUUACAAGAACAGCAAGUCGCCCAAUAGCUGCUGGAGACAUUUCAACUUUUCAAUCCUUUGUUUUUCUUGGGGGACAGCUGACCUUGGCACUGGCUGUUCUUCUGUGUCUGAAUUACUACAGUAUAGCUCUUGGAGCAGCAUCUCUACUUCUUGUCAUCACCUACCCGCUAAUGAAGAGAAUUACAUACUGGCCUCAAUUAGCCUUGGGGUUGACUUUUAAUUGGGGAGCAUUACUUGGAUGGUCUGCUGUCAAGGGCUCCUGUGAUCCAUCUGUUUGCCUUCCUCUUUAUUUUUCUGGAAUUAUGUGGACUCUAAUAUACGAUACUAUCUAUGCUCAUCAGGACAAGAGAGAUGAUGCUCUGAUCGGGCUUAAGUCCAUGGCACUGCUGUUCCGUGAAGAUACCAAGCAGUGGCUCAGUGGCUUCACUGUGGCGAUGCUGGGGGCACUGAGCCUGGUGGGAGUGAACAUCGGUCAAACUGUGCCCUACUACACUGCUCUGGCUGCUGUAGGAGCCCAUCUGGCUCACCAGAUUUACACUCUGGACAUCCACAGACCUGAGGAUUGUUGGGAUAAAUUCACCUCCAACCGAACAAUAAGACUAAUAAUUUUUUUAGGAAUUGUCCUUGGGAAUUUGUGGAAAGAAAAGGAGACAGAUAAAACAAAGAAAAAUAUAGAUAAUAGAAUAGAAAAUUAGCAAAUUAAGUUUAUCUGGGGAUUUUUAAAACAAACUUUUACAAAAUACUCUCAGGUCUUAUUACCACAUAACUAGAUUUGAAUAACAGUCUUACAAUAUGUUAAUGAAUUACAAACCAGUAGAUGAAGUUUUAGAGAUUUUUGCCUGGAUUUUAUUUCAACUAUGUACUAGUCAAAUUCUUCCCUGUCACGGAAACCAGGAACUCUUCAGAAUUUGCGAUCACCUGGAGUAUUUAAGUUAUAACUCUCAUCUGCAGUUACAGGAAUUAUAUGAGUUUUGGCACUUUAGAAAAAAACUUGAUGUGUGUCUCAUCUAAAUGACUGUCUCUAUAGGAAAAUGGACUCUCUUUUUAGGGCAAAAUAAAGGCUGCUACAGGAAGUUGAGGCUUAUUGUUCUUUGCGUUGACCUUUACUUACUGCCGAAAGCUGUAAUUCAGGAAACCGUUCUGUUUUUUAUAUUUUAGGAGAAUUUAAAUCAGUAAAUAAAAUUUUUUACCUGUUAUACCCGUACAUACUGCUGUUUGUUACCAACCCUGACAUUUAUUUGACAGGUCUCUGUAUAUAACCAUAGUGACCAGAAUGGGCAGGCAGUCACUAAUGAUGAUUUUAAUUUCUAUUUAUUUAUUUUUUAUCUCAGGUGAUUGUAAUUGAUAGGAUAGUGGUAUAUUGGUUAGGUGUAGUAACUGUUUCUUUCCUUACCCCCAUCAGAAUAUUCUCAACACAGCAGCCACAAUGAUUUUCUUAAAACCUCUGUAAGGUCAUGUCAUUCUUCUUCUCAGAACCCUCCAGGAUCUUCCCAGGUCACUCAGUACAAACUAAAAGCCUUGUCACCUGCUAGGCCCACCAUGAUCUGGCCUUGUCUGUGGCUCCUCCACUCACACCCCUCUGCAGCCCUGCUGGCCUCCGCACUGCGCCUCAGCAGGCUGGACAGACUUGACCAAGGGCCUUUACACGUACAAUUUCCUUUGCCUACAGUGCUCUCCUUGAAUUAUGUCUUAGUCCUUCACUGCAGGUCUUUUCCUAAAUGUCACCUUCUCAAAGAGGCUUUCUUAGUCCUUUCUAAAAUUUCAUUUACAGGGGCUUCCCCGGUGGUGCAGUGGUUAAGAAUCCGCCUGCCAAUGCAGGGGACACGGGUUCCAGCUCUGGUCCAGGAGGAUCCCACACAGUGCAGGGCAACUAAGCCCAUGCGCCACAACUACUGAGCCUGCGCUCCAGAGCCCGCGAGCCACAACUAUUGAGCCUGUGCUCUAGAGCCCGCGAGCCACAACUACUGAGCCUGUGCUCUAGAGCCCACGAGCCACAACUACUGAAGCCCGUGCGCCUAGAGCCCGUGCUCCGCAACAAGAGAAGCCCCUGCAAUGAGAAGCCCGCGCACCGUCACGGAGAGUAGCUCCCGCUCGCCGCAACUAGAGAAAGCCCGCGUGCAGCAACAAAGACCAAACGCGGCAAAAAAUAAAAUAUAUUUUAAAAAAUUCAUUUACAGAUACUACCUACAC
Physeter macrocephalus (sperm whale) is the source of this 2695-nucleotide messenger RNA. It is a transcript of the gene COQ2, whose product is annotated as coenzyme Q2, polyprenyltransferase. The record is from RefSeq and is a predicted model, not a curated record. Lineage: Eukaryota; Metazoa; Chordata; Mammalia; Artiodactyla; Physeteridae. Gene Ontology annotation, cellular component: mitochondrial inner membrane. The coding region runs from base 16 to 1200 and encodes 394 amino acids. The transcript has 7 exons. Gene Ontology annotation, biological process: ubiquinone biosynthetic process.